Molecule: messenger RNA, 2085 nt
Organism: Porites evermanni
Lineage: Eukaryota; Metazoa; Cnidaria; Anthozoa; Scleractinia; Poritidae
Source: the annotation of a GenBank genome assembly
CUAAAACUAAAAUGGCCGCCAGGCUGAGGAAUUUUAGGAGCGCGUUUGGAAAAGUAAAUCAGAUAAACAGCAUGUUUUUGCCUCAAUUUGAAAACUUGAAGCAAAGAAAGCUUGGAAGGUCAGCCAUUAAUAUUUUCACCGACUACAAAGCCGUGUUCAAGGACUUUUACUUGCAGGCAAAAGAAAAACCAUUUCGAUUUCUUACGGCGCUGGCCACUUUUGGUGGUCUGUAUUACAUUUAUGAGCACAACCCAGGCGUUAAUUCCUAUGAGGACGCUCUGUUGGAAUCCUCAAAUGAACUGUUACAGAUCAGUCAUCUAAUAAGGAAUCCAGCGUCGAACAGUUACGUCCAAAACUUGCUGAAAUUUCGUAACCAGGAGAGACUAAGAAUUCAAAGUUUGGGCCUCCUCUCGCUAGUAUGGGUAUCAGAAUUUGGGCCAGGCUGCGAUCUUUAUGAAAAACACUGCUACUAUACUCAGCCCAGGUGUAAGACAUUUCCUCAAAAGGUGAUUGAUGUGGGGUUCCUCGGACAUUGGCUUUUCCUGGAGAAGGCUAUGAAAGAUUUUGAUGUAAAUGAAGCUGAAUUGGCAGACUGUCCUCCUGACACAAUUAGCAAGUGAGAUCGAUAUAAAGCACAGUUCCUUCUAAGCAUUUAAAAUGUGUUGUGUUAUGUUUGAAGUGUUAGCCCUCAAAAAGAAAUUGAUAUUGGGUUCCAUGGACAGUGGUUUUUCUUGGAGAAGGCAAUGAAGCAGAAUUGGCAGACUGUACUCCUUACUUAUAGCAAAUGAGAUAUUAACUGAGUACGCAAAGUUCUUCAUGGCAAAUAAAACAAACCUAUGAGUUGGCUUUGUUGUUUUCUCUUGGAAAAGGCAAUGAAGGAUUUUCAUGCUGAUAACACUAGGGUAACUGAUGUCCUACGGGUCCCGGUUGUUCAAAAGUUGGGUCGUGCUAUCCAUGGGGUAAAUUGCUAUCUGGCAGAUACACUGGUGACAAGAUUUAUUGAACCAUGCACUGGGAAAUGGUAUGUGUGGUGUAAGCAUAAACAAAAGAAAUGAAGAGAAGUCCAAUACAACCUUGCAUAAUAUUUAUGUGAAAAAAGGGGAAAGCCUAGCAAGAAAGUAAACAGAUUGUUACAAGUUAAGACUCUCUGUCUCCUUCCUCAGAGUCACAUCAGGUAUACUUAGAUUUCACUGCCAAGUUAAUGCUAGGCUCGAUUUCUGCCGUCUCCCAGGUCCGGUCUUAAGGCUGGUUUUCACUAGCAAUGGGGUUGUAAAGUGAGAAUAAUAUUUUGUAAUGAGAUGCAUACUGCAUCAUGAUCUAGUGAAAAUAGCAUUCCGAUUCCACUUACCACUCCAUCACUUAUGAUCUUUUGAAAACUAGGUUGUCAAAGUUGCAAAAGAAAGUGGAAAAACUAAACCAAAAGAACCUUGUCCAAAGCACCAACCCCCUGUAAUUUCCCUUUUUUAAAUGCAACUCCCCCUACAGUACAAAGUUUCUUUAAAGAGUGAUCCUACCAGUGCAGAUUUUGGUACAAGGAAAGGUCCAAAACGGUGCAGACAAGAGCCAUAAUAUUAUGAUCUCCUGGCACAGAAUAAGAAAGAGCCCCAUUGUUUCUUCCAAUUUUUCCCUCCCGGGCUGUUCACCCCUUUUCUGGCUCCAACUAUCCUCACGUAGAACUGUUGUUCUGUUUUUCCAAAUUUUUCUACUUUCAUGACGUAAAAUGAGCCUAUCUUGAGACUAUCAAAGCUUGAAUGUCACAAGGCUAGUGUGUCUUUGCUUGCAGCCAAAUAAGUGCACCAGGUAAGGUCUGCAUUGUGCAAAACUAGAAUAUCUGGCAAAUACAAAAUAUUCAGCAUUUGGCCACUCAAGAAAAUGCUUGCGCUGAAACUUAAUUACGUUUACACUUUCAUUCUUGCCUGUGAACAGUGACUUGGCACCUUGACCUUGUACGUUGUUUCUUUCCUGUUAUUUGGCCUUGACACCCCACUCUCAAUGUGUUAAAAUACUUAAUUUUGGAAGCACUGAAAUAAUUAAUGCAAGAUUUUUGCCGAGUUACAUGUUAAUAGAAAUUAAAGUUGAUCUGAU